CACCUUGCUGUGAUGACUGGCUGAUGCUCGACUGCACAAAUGUGUUGUGACACGGUGCUUCCUCUGUGGUUCCCAAAGGGUGGGGAACAAAAUGGACUUACUGCACGUCUGAUGAGCAGGUCUGUCUGCGGACGAUGCUUAUUGCUUAAGCACCACAAGCAAACAGAUACCUUCCAAGGUCAAUCCUGUCGCGUUGCUUAGCUCACUGCCAGCCCAGACACUUUCCAUCACCUAUUCCUGCUCCAAAGUUGUUUUACGUAUUAGUUUUUGCUUUCACAGCAGGCACAUAUAAGAUAAUCAUCCGUCUGGGCUCACUUUGCUGACUGUAUCUCAUUCUUUGCUUGGUCUGUGCUGCGUCAUACAGCUUGCAAAAUCUGUAUGGAAAUAUGAAAAUGUGUGUGUAGGCGUUCAAUAUAUGUAAUAUGUAUGGGUGCAUGUGUCAGAGUUAGCUAUUUGGUGGUUACUUUUUGAGUCAGUCCUUUGUGUGUAUGAGGGGGAGGGUUGUGCACAGGCCAGCUUGACUUUGGAUUUUAUCACACAAGGCACUGAUAAGAGAAGAAAAGCUGAGUGUUUUUUUUCUCUCUCACUUCACCAUCCCUGUUUCACUCUCCCAGCCCACUUUCUGUCUCUCACCUUGGAAAGCUGUGGAGAGGAAGGAAAAUGUGCAGAGGUCAGGGAGGGAGUGUUGUAAUAGGUUUGGUGUGAGUUUAAUGAACCAUACCCAUGUACGUAAUAGACAUGUGGAUGAGAUCUCACAAUGUGACCUAACACAAAGCAUGGUCAGUCUGUCAAUGUAAUAUCAGGAAUCUUCAGUUCAGUACUUUUGUUGCCAGUGACGAAUAAGGCUGACAGUGACUUAUCACUAACCCUUGACAUAGGUGUGAUCAGUUGAAAUAGUCUAGAAAUAGUUUCAGAAUUACUCAUCAAGGGCUAUCAAAGGGAGGCUUAGGGAGUCAAGAAAAACAUAAAAGUGGAGAAAUUACAGUGUGAAAGAAUGAAAAGGUCCUUACUAGUUGCCCUCUCUCUAUUCAAGCUGUCAAUGUUUUGAAGAGGGAAAUAGGUUUAGUAUCUGGCUGGGAAAAGCUUUGUUGGUCCUUACAAGGGGAAAGUGAUAUGUGGGUGUGUGCUUUCAGGUUAAUGACUAAUGGAGUGCACUGAGAACAAAGUCCACACAAGCAGUCAAGAGCCAGAAACUAUGUGUUACUGCCGAUAAAUCUGUGUCCCUGUGUGUUAGACAAGACGCUUUGACAACGUUUUGAAAUUCCAGGGUUGUAUCUUAAUGAGUGUCUAGGUAUUCUUCCUGAAUUUCCUAACUUGAGGGAAGUUUUAAACUGGCUUUUGAUUGCAUUGUAGCGGUCUUUUUUUUUUCUCUCUGCGACCCUCAACCUGCCAUUCAUGAGCACACCAUCUUCAGGUCGGAUGACCCCAGUGGACUAUGGUGUCCAGAUCCGCUUCAUCAAUGAACUCAACGACACUGGCGGGGGGCAGCCAGGGCCCCAGCCCAAGACCAAGUCCCAGACCACCUCCAAGUACGGUGUGGCGGUCAGGGUGCAAGGUAUUGCUGGCCAGCCAUACGUCGUCCUGAAGGACGGAGAGAAAGGAGACUCGUAUGGUGUCCAGCUCAGGACAUCCUCUGGUUACAAUAGCCUUCCCCGGAGGAGAGAGAAGGCAGAGCCCGGAACACAAGGGGCAGAUGUAGAUGGCGGGCAGGGAGGGGCACUACGCCGGGCCCAGUCCCAUGGAUCGCUGCUGGAUAGGGACGGAGAGGGAGGGCCAGGCGAUGAGGAUUUUCAGCUGUCUAGGCCACCAGGGGAUGGAAAGUCUGGUAGUUAUGGGAAUCUGGAUGGAGGAAUUGGGGUAAGUAGGGAGAGAGAGCAGGUUCGGCAUAUCGGUGGUAGAGAGGGUGGCGUGGAAAGGAAUAUGUGGGAUGGUUCGUACAAAGCAGGGCUCAACCGGUCAAUGGGGUCAGUGAGAAGCAGUGAGUCCUACCCUGACCCUCCCCAACAAACAACUCAGAGACAUACUCCUGUCAACAGACUCAUAAACAGGUUUGAUGCUGGUAACACUGGUGGCCAACAGAGAGGACUCCCUCCUGAACAACAAGAUCCCAGAGCUACAGCUCCUCUCCUCACCCCCAACCCCUACACCUCACCUCCGUCCUCAACUCACAGCAGCCUGGGACGCAGCCAGGCCGCUGUCACCAAAUUUCCCGCACACUCCACUAACCAGUGGACUUCCCCAGGGAGAUAUGCCGCUGCAGAGACACCACACGCCAGUCUGACUGAGGCACAAGUGACUCCUGACCUUUUGCUGGACCAGGGUCAGAGUGCAGAGACGACCAUUGAGGAGGAGCAGAUCAUGCAGACUAUACACAACAUCCUGAGACAAGGGACCAACGAAAGUGAUGUUGUCAUCAAGCACAAAGCCAAGGUCAUCUUUCAGAAGGUUCAGAAUCUAAAGCCCAAAGAGAGACCUCAGGAAGAGUGGAUGAGAGAAAAGUGGGAGCUUGAAAGUAGGAUUGCUGAACUACAAACUGCCCUGCAGGCAGAAAGAAGGAACUCUGUUAGCAAUUCUGAUCCUGCUCUGAAAGCUGAGCUGGAGUCCUGUCUGGAUGAAAAUCUGCAGCUCCGGGAGAUGCUGGACCGGAAGAAGAAAGAAUUAAAUGAAACACAAUCAGAGCUGACUCAGCUGCGUAUGGACAGGGAGAACGCAGAGGCUCGGGUCAGAGGAAUGGAGGACCAGGUGGCUGAGCUUCAGGAUGAACUGAGAAGAGAGAAUGGCAACAAGACGGACCUGAUGUCUUGUCAGGCACAGCUGAUGGAGGUGUGCCAGCUGAAACAGAAGCUGGAGGAGACACUGAGACAGAGAGAACGGGAGCUAACAGCUCUCAAAGGAGCUCUGAAGGAAGAGGUGGCCACACAUGACAAAGAGAUCGAGGUGCUCCGAGAGCAGUACAGCGCUGACAUGGAGAAGCUCCGCAGUAGCAUGGAGCAGGUGUCUCAGUCUCACGCAGGGAUCGAGACAGAGCGCUUGCGUGUGAAUGCGUCAGUUCGCUCCCUGCAGCAGCAGUUGGAAGACUGUAGAGACGAGAGCAGCCACUGGAUGGAGCAGUUUCACGCCACCAGAGACGAACUUCGAACAACCAAACAAGAAGAGCCACCCAGCAGUCCUGAAACACCACUCCUGCAAACCCGUCUGGAAAAAGAGGAGUCUGAGGAGGAGCUAAAGGAGCUCCAGGAGAAAGUAAGCACCAUGAAACAACAGAUACCAGACCCUGGCCACACACAGACUCUCCAGCAGGAACUUCAGCGGUGCAGUACUGAGCUCCAGAAGGCCAAGUCUGAGGUGGAAAAGCAGAUGGCAAUGUGUGACAAGAAGGUCAUGGAGGUCAUCUCCAUCAAGAAAUCUCACCAGGACCAGGAGGCAGAACUCAAGUAUGAGAUUGACAGGCUGAAGGACCAAUUACAGAGGGCCAGAGAGGAUGUUGCCAAGGCACAGGAGAAAAACAAACGGCUCCCAGACCCAGCCAUCAUCUCAGCUCUGGAGGAGAAGCUUGGAGAGACACAGGAUGAAGCUAACCAGCUCAAAGAGAAACUCUCAUUAGCUGAGGAGGAAGUGGAGGCCAGUAAAACACGCCUCAGUAGCGCUCAGAUGGACGUUAAAUCGCUCCAAGAUGCCCAGCAGGAGCAGGAGGAGGCCAACACACGUCUCAAAGAGAAACUCUCACGGUUAGAGGCUCAGCUGCAGGUCAACGCCACAGAGAGCUCCGAGGCAGAGAUCGCCCUCCACACUGAGGUGAGAAGGUUGAGAUCUGAGCUCGAUGAGGCCAAGAGAAAAGCCUCCAGACUGAGCCAGGAGCAACGUGAACUUAUCCUGCGGGUGGAGGAUACGGAGAAAGACAAGGAGACACUCAAACAGACCUUCAACCAGCUGGAGGAGACCAAACAACAGCAGGAAAGAGCUCUGGAGAAACUCAACAAAGAGUAUGAGUCUCUGACCAUGGCCUCAAGAGAGGAGGCGCAGACUCUCCGAGUUCAGCUGGAGGAACAGAGAGAGAGGGCACGCAAGGAAAUGCAGGAGGCGCAACGUCACGGAAACGACGCUCAGGGUGAACUCGAAAAAAGCCAUAUAAAUCUAAGGAGACUGGAGGAAGAGAUGUCACGACAGAAGAAGGAGCUCCUGCUUGUAUGUGAGGAGAGAGACAACCACCAGCUGGAUAAAGAGCUUCUGACCAACAGACUGCGCCACCUUGAGGGAGAGAUAGAGGCCAACAAAAACGGCCACAAUGAGAAAACCAGGGAAAUUCGCAUCCUGGAGGACAAGCUGAAGCGCGUGGAGUUGGAGCUGGAGGAGGAGAGAAGCAGCGUGGAGAUGCUGACCGACCGCGUGGCCAGGAGCAGAGACCAGAUCGAUCAGCUCCGCUCUGAGCUCAUGCAGGAGCGAUCCUCCAAACAGGACCUGGAGCUGGACAAGAACGCCAUGGAGAGACAUCUGAAGGAGCUGAGGAGUCGUGUGGCCGAUAUGGAGGGCCAGUCUCGCUCCUCAGCAGGAGUCUCCCAGCUGGAGAACAAGAUCCAGGAGCUGGAAGAACGCCUACGGACUGAGGAAAGGGAGAAGAACUCUGUGUUUGCGUCUCAACGACGUCUGGAGAGGAAACUAAAAGAUCUCAACAUGACGCUGGAUGAGGAGAAACAAACACACACUGAACAGAGAGACCAGCUCGCUCUGAGAGUCAAAGCUCUAAAGAGGCAGGUGGAUGAAGGAGAGACCGAGCUGGAAAGGAUAGAUGGGCUGAGGAGAAAGGCCCAGAGAGACAUGGAGGAACAGAUGGAGCUCAAAGAGGCCUUGCAGACCAGAGUCACAGCACUGGAAACUGAGCUCAAGAGAAAAACGCAGGCAGCAAUGCGCCCAGCUUUGGAUGCAUCAGCCCUCAGUUCAGAUGACGACGACGACAGCCUGUAUGACUCCUCCACCAUCACCUCUAUCCUCACUGAGAGCAACCUCCAGACCAGCUCCUGUUAAAACAGCACUUCAGGGACAGGGUUAGGGGUGGGGUGGGGGGGACGUAGUACUGUUAAGGGAAAGAAAAUGGAGGAAAGUGUAGGUUAGAUGCUUUGUAGACUAGGAGUAAAGUAAAGUCAAAAGGUAGAAUUGUAUUAUACCACAGACAAUGAGGGAGGGGUGCAAGGACCUGGGAGUUAAAUUACAUAUUGUAGAGGUUAGUAGGGGAAGGAUUUUCCUCACCAGAGUGAAUUGAAGGAAACAAAACAUCCUCUGCAUUUCAGGGUAUUUCUACACAGAUGUACCCCAAGGUACAGUUGGAAGUGCAAAAGCUCACUACCCCACAAAACCAGUAUCUGGAUUGUGAGAAGAUAAAUGAGACUAGAAGCACAUAGAAAUAUAAUUUAAAAAACAUGUCAGUAUUCAGUAUGUCAAACCAUUUCAGGGUUGAGAUUCUGGGUCGAGCACUUAACGGUACCAAGUCUGGCUUUGACUGAAAAAAUCAGAUAUCUUCUCAUCAUCUCUUAUAGUAGACAGUUUACCUUGGUUGACUUCAGUUUUCUCUGUAGCACAGCUGUCAACUGACUGAACUCAUAAAUUCGGUAUCCCAGCAUGCACAAAUAUUGAGUAGAACUACUGGCAAACAUGGACCAAACACUGACGUUGAGUGCAUUCAUGGUUGCCAAAAGAGUAACUAUAUGCAAUAUAACACUAUAAUUCUCAUGCUGGUUUUCUGAAAGUUGAUUUUCCUAACCAAAUGGUUUACCUAACGCAAAUUAUUCGUAUUGAAUGAAAUCUGAAAUUUGUUUACAUAAAAAAAUAUAUUUUCACGUGUUUUUGGAAUAUAAAUAUAUGUCACUUCUGUGUUUAUGUUACCGUCCAGUCUUUAAUGUCACACGGUACACAUUCUAGGAAUUCAGAAUUAUAAAAUAUGACACUACUUGCAUCUGAAAUGGAUUCUCUUGUACAGGGAUACAAUAUUAAAUAUGUGAUGGUAACCUCAUGUUGGUGUGAAGGUUUAGAUUAGUUUUGUCUUUAUUCACUGUAUCUGAAGCUGUUGCCUGGUAGAUGUGCAACACAAUUGUUGUGGUUUAUAACUGUCAGAAUAUCACAUAUUCUCAUACUGUAUACAAGUGGUUUUCCACUUAAUGGCCAAAAUAUCUUUCUGUCCAAUAAAAACUUUACAAGUGUGAACCUGCACAAUUUCUAUGCAUUGCCUUCUAGUAAGUCACUUAAAUAUAUUCUUGUCAUUUCAUUAAAAUGCCUUAAAUUGUUACAAAAUAAUUUUGUAAUUGUAAUUCUUAUCAGAAUGUUUUUGUAAAAUGUUUGUAUUGUAGAUUUUUUUUGUGUCGUAAGUUGAUUUUUGUAUACAGUUUAAACAAUCAGUUGGAGCAAUAAUAACUACAUUUUGCUGCAAUGUUUCUCUCUAUCUUUUCAGUGAAACUGGAAAAUGGUACUUAAUAUGAUUUGUUAGACAGCUGAGUAUAAAGCUGUUGAACUAAAAGAUGCUGGUUUAUACAUUACUGUAACUGUUGACUGGAAAACAUUCGCACUGUGACUGUACUUCACGUGAUUGAGAAUUUUUCUAUUGCAUAUACAUUUAUCAACAAUAAAAGUUAAACAAUUU
This is a messenger RNA of Sander lucioperca (pikeperch), 6628 nucleotides long. RefSeq names its product cingulin (gene cgna). The transcript has 21 exons. The record is from RefSeq and is a predicted model, not a curated record. Gene Ontology annotation, cellular component: myosin complex. NCBI's taxonomy places the organism in Eukaryota, Metazoa, Chordata, Actinopteri, Perciformes, Percidae. The coding region runs from base 1396 to 5022 and encodes 1208 amino acids.